Molecule: messenger RNA, 750 nt
Organism: Penicillium canariense
Lineage: Eukaryota; Fungi; Ascomycota; Eurotiomycetes; Eurotiales; Aspergillaceae
Exons: 1
Coding region: 1-750 (249 amino acids)
Source: RefSeq, a predicted model, not a curated record
AUGAUCCACUGUUUUCAUUCAGAGCGCAAGACCGAAUCCCUACAUCCGCCAUCGCCUUCUACGGUGCCUGCAUGCACCAGUAACUCCCGCCCCCUGGGCUGUGUGAUCAGUGCGCUGCCAGAUAUUGGCUUGUGCGGCCGUGCGGUACGGACAAUGCCUCCAUGCGGGCGACCGGGGGCAGGUAACGUCUCGCACGAUCACGUUGAGACAAUCUCGGCCAAGACCCAGGCCCAGCACGUGUCCGCUAGAUGCCGAGACUCUUCCCGGCCGCAACCCCUUGCCGCGAUCUUGACGGGGGUUGGCGCCAGCACAUUCCGGCUCGAGAAGGCUCCAAGGCUCGUCUCUGCCACAGCGUUGAGCGUAUGCGACCCCCACGCCUCGGAGAAAAUCCGAUUCUCCCGUGCAACCAAGGCCUGGCGGCCCAGCGCCGAGAACGUCGGGAUGGAUCCCCGUAUUUGGCUUCCCCGGAACCCCCCGCCUUCCCCCACGCCGGGCCCGUUUUGGGGUCAUUGGCCGAGCCCCGUCUCCCCGUGGGGUUGGCCCAUGCCGGACGACCGCAUUUGGGUUGGGUUACAGUCGCGGCCAUGCCGACUCCAUCGACCCCGUUGGGUUCGAUCUCUGUUUAUCUUGUCGCGGCAUUCUUCUACUCCGCACACGCCACCGUUCCCCGGCUUCCCACAAGAAGCUACUGUCAUCCCGGAUCCUGGCUCUCUUGUCCCCGACUGGCCCGAUUCUUUUAGUAGUUUUUAG